AGGCACGCUGGUGCGCUUAAUUUGUGUGUUAAGGUAUAAUAUGGCUACUUUGGUUUUCUUUCUGUGAAAUAAAAAUAUUAGAUUGCAUCUUUUGUUGAUGCGAGAUUCUUUUUUCAUUAAAUAAAAGUGUUUCCUUCUGUUUAAUGCACUGGCUUUACUGAUCAGUGCUCUAGUACUAACUUCUCAUCCAGAUUACCAUUUUGCACUGUGUGUAAAGCUGAUUUUGAAAACUGUUUAGGAACUGAUAGCAAGUGUCUGGGACUGAACAUUCACUUCAUUGUCAGCAUGCUUUCGAUUUAAGAAGCUGAUUUUAACUCCUGAAUCUCUUCAUAUUUUGGAACUCCAUAAAGAAUACAUAGAUAUUUAGACCAUCCUUCCCCAGCCUGAGGCUUGAUAAGAAAUGAAUGGAGCACACCUACUCGCUGUGGCAUUGGUGGGAUAGUGGUUAUGCCAUCGUAAUCUCUGUUCUGCCUUCUUUUUUAUAUGUGUUUAUAAAGGGAUGGGGGUUUUGGGUUACCACAUUAAGAGUAUUAUCCUCCCUUCUGAAACCUUCACCAAUGCUACUACCUGGUCGAUAAUGGUUCCUAGAUCUGGAAUGAGCAUGGUUACUUUGUUAGCUUUUGAAGCUUUUAUACAAUCCCCCAAAACUAGGAGUAAGAGUCAGUAAUUAUAUUGCUGUUUCCAUUUAUCUCCAAUAAUAUUUUGGGUUGGGGUUUUUGGCCAUGUUAGAUUAUAGUUAGAUUAGUCUCAAAUUUUAAAUUACAAUUUCAGAAUACUGUAUUACAAGUUGCCCAGAAAAAUUAUUUUGAAGGGCAGCUUAUAAAAUGAUUUUAAUAUCCUCACAAUUCAUCUUCUGCAGUUAAAAUUACAAACAAUUGCUUUAUGUUAUCAUGAACUUUGAAGUUCAUGAAGUUCUGCAUGAACUUUACUCCUUUGGGGUAUUUUGUUUUGUAGUUUAUUUUCUUUUUUUCCAAUUGAGCUACUCCUUUAUGGGGAGAUCAGUUUUUCACUUAACAUUUUCUUAUUAAAAAAUAGGAUCUGAAAAUUACAGUGGGGAUGUUCAGCAAUGCAUGACAUCAUGGGUUUAUUGAUUGAUUGAUUGAUUGAUUGAUUGAAUUUAUAGGCCACCCAAUCCCGAAGGACUCCGGGUUUGGAACUGAACAUUUGAGCAUUUGGGGGAUUAAGGGCAAACUACAGAUGUUAAGUCUUAUGGAGACAUAUAAAUACCACACCUGUUUUCUAUCAGGGAAAAAAAGAAAAUUUGGGAACUAUGUAUGAAGUUUGGAAAAUUGUGUGCCUUAUAUUGAUUGCCUGUCUUUUUCUAGGUUUUAAUUUGAUAGCAUUCUUUUUUUGAAAAAAAUAUUUGCUCUGAUUAUUUCAUUUCAUCACCACUGUCCUAUUUGAUGUUUACUAAACUACAAGAGAGACAUAAGAUUGAACUUUGUCCAGUGUUAAAUGUUAUUCUUUAAAAAUUUGCUUAAUCUUUUCUCACCUUUAUAAUUGUUUGUAUAGCUUGCCUCUUUCAUUGGGCAAUAUAAUGUUGAAAUAAUUUGUGAUGCUUUGUAUUAUUAACCCCUCUUCCUCUCUUUUUAAGGUUUCACAUUUUCAUCCUCCUUCAGAUUCUUGCUGUGACUGGAUUGGGCCUCCUGAUCAAUAUUCAAAUCUUCGACCAGUAAUAUUUUAUAUUCCUAAACAUGAAACACCAUUGCAACGAAGACUGAGAGAACUUAGACAGGAAACCCAGGCUUGGAAUCAAGAAUUCUGGACAAAUCAAAAUCUAUCAUUUAGAAAGGAAAAAGAUGAAUUUGUUUGUUCUAGACUGAAAGCCAAGGGUAUACAGUCAAGAGAUGAAAAAGGUCAGAAAGCAUCACUGACUGCAGAAGAAAUGGCUGAAUUUUACAAAGAUUUCCUAAGUAAAAACUUGAAAAAAAAUGUAUACUAUAAUAGGGAAUGGUACAAACGGAAUUUUACCAUCACAUUCCUCAUGGGACAAGUAGCAUUUGAAAAAGCGUGGAAGAAAUUUGGACUUAAAUGAAGUACAAACUAACAGUUUUUUCAACCAAAGAUGAGACGAAGAAUUGAGUUUCUGUCAUAAAUUAUAUCAAACUAUUCUGGUAUAUUUGUAUAUAGGUAUUUUUAUUUAUUUAUGUAUUUAUUUAUUUUGUUCAUUUAUAUACCAGAUGCUUCCAGCUGAAUACAAUAAAAGGAAAAGGAUUCCCAAUCCCACAACUUAGGUUCAUGCCCAGUGCCUUGUCAAAACAUUAAACGGUAGAGGGGAAAUGGCAUUAAACAGAUACAUUGAACUUCAGUCACAUAACUUAAAUUUUCCUUUAUUGAGCCUGGUUGAAUUGUUUUCCUUCCACUGGAGUUGCUCUUAGUUUGUCUAAAUAUAAAAAAUAUUAACAUUGCAUAGAAGAACACUGCAUAUAUCAGGAAUUUGAUACUCAUAGAAUAAGAUUAAUACUUAGUCAUGGUGAGAUUAGUAAUUUGUUACUACUGUUUCAACUAUAAAUAAUGUAAAUAAUUUAAUAUUUUUCUAUGGAACUUUAAUUAUCACUCAUGAAUAUGCCAGCAUUAUAUUGUAAUGCAUGAAUACGAUACUGUAAUUGUGUCAUUUACAUCAUGAUUAACUGUGUUAAGUUUAUAAUUUAGGAAUGGUUUUCCUAGUAAAGACUUUUGUUGCUGGGCAUGAAUUUCUUUGUCCUGCAUUGCUUUAUUUUAAAAUUUGUGACCAAAUGUGUAGAACAUCUUGCUAAAUGGCUGAAAAUAGUAUGUUAACAACACAUGUUAUGAUGUGGCAUGGGGAACAUCUGAGAAGUAGAAAUGCCAAACCUACCCCAAAAGACACACCUAAUGCCCCCUUGGAACCUGCUUUAUUGAGCUGGUCCUGAGACAAAAGGAAUUAUCUGGCUGCAUACGAAAUACUUGUACUUAAGAUGUAUUGGACCUACAGCAUGGAUCCCAGGAAAAUAUAAAGAGGACUGGAUUGACAAUCCAGAUGAUCUCUGCUUCACCAACAGUGUCCAAUCCUUUCAUCUUUUUUACACAUCAUCAAUUGCUAAAUGACUGAAAUAUUUUAAGAUGAGUUUGGAAUUAAUGUUGCAUUUAAUUAAAUACAAAAAAACAUGUCUCCAUUUUGAUGUAUUCUUUUUUCAAAAUCUGAUACUCAAUGAGUACGAUAUUAUUCAUUCUAGAAGAAGUCAUUGUGUCUGUCAAUCUAUUGUCACAUAAAUAUUACCUUUAUUUAUUGAUUUGUACAUCCAAUGCCUCUUUAAUAUAUAUAUAUAUAUAUAUAUGAUAGAUUGCAUUAGUUUAAUGGAAAGGCAGCGACUAUUCCACAACUCAAAAUAUAUACAGUGUGGCAUGUCAUAUAAUGAUUUGCUCAUGGUAUUAAAGCAACUGACUUAUUUAUUCUGAAAACAGGCUCAUUGAGAUCGACUUCUGGCUGAAUAGAAAGGUUCCUGGUCGAUUUUGCAUAGAGCAGUACUUCUGAGAGAUUCAGAUUGUGCAUUCCUUCCACACAAGAUUGCUUUUAUUCACAGGUACAUUUCCUCCAGUAAAGGAAACAAAUAAGCAGGUGAAAGCAACUUCUAUUAUCCAUUCCAUCUCCUGCAGCCAUUAGUAUUAUAAUAAUAGGUCUGGCUGAUUUUAUCUCUCUCUAGGGCAGUGAUGAUGAACAUUUUAGGCACAGAGAGAGCUCUACGUGCCACCUCUGGCAUGUGUGCCAUAGGUUCACCAUCACAGGAAUAGGGGGUUGGUAUACACAGAAUGUACUGUAUAUGCACAGACCCACACCAAAGGCAAUUAUAUUGGCCACAAGAAAAAUAAAGCCAGUACUGAGCAUGGAAAUCUUUUUGCUAAGAGUUACAGGACUGCAUGUAAACUUAAGUUUCAAAAAUUCUUCACUGGCAAGUUUUUUUUGUAAAUGCUUCAUUUGCUUUUUACCCCAUUAUCCCCCUCCCCCCUUUUUUUAAACAAAUAAAUUGCCUAGGUGAAGAAUUAUUCAACUCCUGAAUCUUGCAUUCUUUUGUAACCCUGAAGUAAAGAUAAUUCUGAUCCAAGCAGCUUCUGCAUUAUAAUUACUGAUAUUGUAUCACAUAUUCAGAGUACUGUAUGGAUUGUUCAGAAAUGAUUUGCUCUGUAAUGUUCAAACCAAAUAAAGGAAGUAUCACUGACAUUGGCUUUAUAGAGAAAUAACAAAAAUGUUUGAUUUCCAGUUGAAGUUAUUAUUUUUUUAAAUGUCCGGUAUUUUUCAAUAAGAUUGUGAGUUCUAGGAUGAAACAUCUUGUUUGUAAAUUCUACAUGGUGUUUAAUCUGAUGGGAAAUGAUUAUUGCAUUCCAAGCAUGUCUUUUAUUUCCUGCCAUUCAUUGGAUCUCUUCAUUGAAGUAUUCAUCUCACUGGAAUAAAAGAGGAUGAAAGAGAAGGAAGAAGCUGAUUAAGGCUAAACUAAAAGCUCUUAUGAAUGUCUCUGUGUGAUUGCAACUGCUAUUACAGAAUGUGUGUUUAUAAACCAGAGUAUUUUUAAUUAUGUAAAAGAAGAGCACUUUCAUGGUAUAUUAUUGUCAGCAUCUUAAGUGUUUCAAUUUUUAUAUUACCAGCAUCCUCACUCCUAAUUUCUAACCCACUGGUUGUCUAAUUU
This is a messenger RNA of Thamnophis sirtalis, 4640 nucleotides long. Lineage: Eukaryota; Metazoa; Chordata; Lepidosauria; Squamata; Natricidae. The record is from RefSeq and is a predicted model, not a curated record.